CUGACGAAUUUUUCCCGAAUAACGGAGAAAAAAAAAUAUAAAAGUGGGCGACUGCGAGCGCAGCAGGUGGCAGCACUCUCCGCUGGGUUAGACGUUGUCACGUACAGCCAAUGUUUUAUGCACUUAAAUUUCGUUGAUUGAGUACCAUUGACUUGAUGGCAGUUGGUGAUACAAGUGAAUAUGGAAAAUCGUGGGUAUCGAGUGCCGGGGAACAACAAUCAGCCGUCCUUUUGGAAGAAGAAUGCACGCACUGUUCCGGGAAGACCAAGCCCAAAACAAGACAAUCGUCCAAAAGUCUCGGCGUCCAGUAGCCUCCCAGCAGCAGGUGGCAAUGGUGGCACUGGAACUGGCAGCAGUACCAGUGCAGCAUCAUUCAGAGACUUUCAAGAGAGUGUCGAUGACGCCUGGGACUCGGGUGACGAUGAAUUUUGCAUGGUAUCAGAUGUUAAAAUAUCGAAGAAGGUCAGUCAUUCCGCUGCUAUGAGUGUGAUAAAUAGCCAUCGUAGUAGUAGUGCUAAUGCAGCUAAAGACUAUCACUCAGCCAAGAGUCAGGAGAUAAUACCUGAGGAAAAAAGAACCGAGGCACUCCAGAGACUGGCUGUGCAGCCACUUCACCUCAGAAAUGAUCGAAAUAGGUUUGUAAAUACUGGUGACGAUGGGGAGACUGAUUUUGGACAUUCGCCACAUCGAAGUGCCCAUUUUCCGGGGAGACCGCAGGCCCUCAAACAAACAACACCGGCUAAUAAAUUUUUUGUACCGUCCAAGGAGCAGGAUGGCGAGAGUAAAAUUGAAAAGUUUCAGAGUCUUCUCGAGGCGUCUCUGCUGAAUCUUGAUGAGUUGAGGCAAUUGUCUUGGUCUGGAGUCCCAGCGAAGUUACGAUCUGUCACGUGGAGACUACUAUCGGAGUACUUGCCAGCUAGUUCAGAGAGACGACAACAAGUGCUGGAACGCAAGCGCUCGGAUUAUCUGAAUUUAGUGAAACAGUACUAUGAUGCGGAGAGGGAUGAGGGCUUUCAGGACACAUAUCGACAGAUACACAUUGAUAUUCCCAGGAUGUCCCCUCUUAUUUCGCUGUUUCAACAGAAUACCGUGCAAUUGAUAUUUGAGAGGAUACUCUAUAUCUGGGCGAUACGACAUCCGGCGUCUGGUUAUGUUCAGGGUAUGAAUGACCUGGUAACACCAUUUUUCCUCGUGUUCCUCCAAGAGGCAGUUCCAGCAUCAGUCUGGCAAGACAUUGAAAACUACGAUGUAGCCUCGCUAGACCAGAAACAACGAGAUAUAAUAGAAGCCGAUAGUUUCUGGUGUCUCUCAAAGUUCCUCGAUGGUAUCCAAGAUAACUACAUAUUUGCGCAAUUAGGGAUUCAGCAUAAGGUAAAUCAACUGAAGGAGCUCAUACAGAGGAUUGAUGCACCUCUCCAUCAACAUUUACAUCAGCAUGGUGUGGAUUAUCUCCAGUUCUCCUUUCGAUGGAUGAACAAUCUUUUGACUAGGGAAAUACCACUUCAUUGUACCAUACGCCUUUGGGAUACGUAUCUCGCUGAGUCUGAUCGUUUUGCUUCUUUUCAAUUGUAUGUUUGUGCUGCUUUUCUUCUGCGGUGGAGACGUCAUCUGUUAUCUCAACCUGAUUUCCAAGGACUAAUGUUAAUGCUGCAAAAUUUGCCAACCCAAAAUUGGUCAGACUCUGAAAUAGGAGUUCUAGUUGCCGAAGCCUACAAAUUAAAAUUCACAUUCGCUGAUGCCCCCAAUCACCUGCAGGCAAAUGAUCCCAGAUGACCAAAUCCCAAAUUAUCAAGGGACCAUGGAAACAUAACUGCAGUUACAACAGUUUUGGCAAAGUGAGAGUGCUUUGAUCAUAACCAGUGUCAUUUUUAUAUCUUCCAAUUUUGGAUACUUACCAUUGACAUAAUCACCAAUGUCUUAAACUUCAUCCUGUCAUCGAUAUUAUUUCUUUAUCAUCAUCAUCAACAUGAUGCCCCGUAUAUUAUACAUAAAGAUAUAUGAUAGAGGUAAAUAUGAUAUUGUCGUUAUUAUACUAUUGGUAUACAAAUUGAACAUUAGAAAAUGGUUUUAUAUGACACAUGUGAAAUAUUAUAAAUUUGAUUUAACAAUGUCAUUAUUUCAAAUAUAAUACAAACUGAAACUCAUGAGAGUUGUGAUAUUGAAGAGAAUAUACGUGUAUACGUUAAA
This is a messenger RNA of Diachasma alloeum, 2187 nucleotides long. RefSeq names its product TBC1 domain family member 22B (gene Tbc1d22). Gene Ontology annotation, molecular function: GTPase activator activity. Lineage: Eukaryota; Metazoa; Arthropoda; Insecta; Hymenoptera; Braconidae. The transcript has 6 exons. The coding region runs from base 181 to 1773 and encodes 530 amino acids. The record is from RefSeq and is a predicted model, not a curated record. Gene Ontology annotation, biological process: activation of GTPase activity.